This is a messenger RNA of Quercus lobata, 1956 nucleotides long. RefSeq names its product cytochrome P450, family 711, subfamily A, polypeptide 1 (gene CYP711A1). NCBI's taxonomy places the organism in Eukaryota, Viridiplantae, Streptophyta, Magnoliopsida, Fagales, Fagaceae. Gene Ontology annotation, molecular function: heme binding; iron ion binding; monooxygenase activity. The record is from RefSeq and is a predicted model, not a curated record. The transcript has 5 exons. Bases 106 to 1725 code for a protein of 539 amino acids.
CUGUAUAAAACCAGGCUGACUUAUACUACUAAGUCUUAUAUCAAGCUCCUGCAAAAACCAAUCACUUCUCUCUCUCUCUCUCUCUCUCUCUCUCUCUCUCAAAAUAUGUCCUUUUGCCUUGAGACCCUUCAAAGAUUUGUGAGAAUGGAAUUGCUCUUUACUAGUGUUCCUGCAGUAUCAAUCUUCUUCACAGUGUGGGCCAUAGUAACAGGAGUAUUGGGCUACAUGUAUGGACCUUACUGGGGUGUGAGAAGGGUACCUGGCCCACCAACCAUUCCAUUUCUUGGACACCUCCCCUUGCUCGCUAAAUAUGGCCCUGAUGUGUUCUCAGUCCUUGCCAAACGAUAUGGCCCUAUUUUCAGGUUUCACAUGGGCAGACAGCCACUGAUAAUUGUAGCAGAUCCGGAGCUUUGUAAAGAAGUAGGAAUAAAGAAAUUCAAAGAUAUUCCAAACAGAAGCAUACCUUCACCAAUCUCGGCCUCCCCUCUUCACCAAAAGGGGCUCUUCUUCACCAGGGAUGCUAGAUGGUCAACCAUGCGAAACACAAUAUUAUCAGUCUACCAGCCAUCACACCUAGCCAGACUAAUACCCACCAUGCAAGAAUUUAUAGAAUCUGCAACUGAAAAUCUUCACUCUUUGAAUGAAGAAGACAUCACUUUCUCCAACCUUUCCCUCAAAUUGGCCACUGAUGUCAUCGGACAAGCAGCCUUUGGUGUCAACUUUGGCCUCUCUAAACCGCAAUCAAUCAGUGAUGUAGUUAACAUUGAUGAUAACCAAAACGAUGAUAAUGAAGUCUCAGACUUUAUUAACAAGCACAUCUACUCCACAACACAGCUUAAAAUGGACUUAUCAGGCUCAUUUUCAAUCAUUCUUGGUCUACUUGUCCCCAUUCUUCAGGAACCUUUUAGGCAGAUCCUGAAAAGAAUUCCUGGCACUAUGGACUGGAAAGUUGAGCGUAACAAUCAGAAACUGAGUGGCAGGCUUGAUGAGAUCGUGACAAAGAGAAUGAAAACUCGGGAACGAGGUUCAAAGGACUUCUUGACACUCAUAUUGAACGCAAGAGAGUCACAAACGGUAUCAAAGAAUGUUUUCACCCCAGACUACAUUAGUGCAGUUACUUAUGAACACUUGCUUGCUGGCUCAGCUACCACAGCCUUCACAUUGUCUUCAGUUGUCUAUUUAGUUGCUGGACAUCCAGAAGUUGAGAAGAAAUUACUUGAAGAGAUUGAUGGAUUUGUUCCACCUGAUCAGAUGCCGGGUGCUGAUGAUCUUCAAAACAAAUUCCCUUACCUUGAACAGGUCAUUAAAGAGGCAAUGAGGUAUUACACAGUUUCCCCAUUGGUUGCAAGAGAAACAUCAAAAGAAGUAGAGAUAGGAGGCUAUCUUCUCCCAAAGGGGACAUGGGUUUGGCUAGCACUUGGAGUUCUAGCAAAAGAUCCAAAGAACUUCCCAGACCCAGAAAAGUUCAGACCAGAGAGAUUUGACCCAAAUUGUGAAGAAGAAAAGCAAAGGCAUCCUUAUGCUUUUAUACCCUUUGGAAUUGGGCCUCGAUCAUGCAUUGGACAGAAAUUUUCCAUCCAAGAAAUAAAGCUCUCAUUGAUUCAUUUAUACCGGAAAUAUGUAUUUCGACAUUCACCUAACGUGGAAAAACCUUUGGAACUUGAAUAUGGCAUAAUUCUCAACUUCAAGCAUGGUGUCAAGCUGAGAGUGAUAAAACGAACAUGAAUAUGUUAAACAUGGCUAAGAAAACUUUCCAGUCAUACUUGUGAUGCACUCAAAAUAUGACACUUGAGAAACUUUGUUGGCAUCAAGAAAUGGCAAUAGAUUAUCUUGAUAUCAAUUCCCUCUGUUGUAAACUUAUAUUACAAAAAAGAUUAGUUUGAAGCCUACUAUCCGGGUAUACAAAACGUCUUCUGAAGACAUUCAUUAGUCUUUGCUCUAAGCUCUUAAUUUGAA